AUGCUUGACACGUCCGUCGACCUAACCGAGACCUUGGAACGACUCGCGCACAUCGAGCGGCAGCUGAGCGAACACUCCGCCACUAUCGACAAAAAGGGCACCUGCAAGACCGUUACCUUGUCCUCUAUCAAUUCCCAGGAGUCUCUCCUCUCUCCUGAUACCUCCCGCGAGCUCUGGACGCUCGUGCUCGACGUCGUGUUUACCCCCUUAUGGCUGCGCAUCCGCGCUGCUGACUUGCUUCUUGUAUGCUGUGACACCGGCUGGAAAAGUGAUGAACCUGUGAAAAUUAAUACUGAAGAGACGCGUAAAUUACGCGCAGUCGUGAGCUCGACGUGCCAGGCGAUGGAAGAAUUACGAGCCACAGACGCCACACAGGCGACGCAGCUGUUCACGUGGCUUGGCUUUGUCGAGCGAGUGCUGCUGGUUACAGAGAGUGUCGUGUGGGCUCGUGUGUUGCAGCACAGCAUGUAUGCAGGAAUGCUUACGAAGAUGCUGAGACUUUUGUCGGUCUGUUCGACUCGAGUGUUUGCAGCGACGACCGUGUGUCUGGGCCUCUUCCGUUCCCACGAGAAGAAGUGCGGACGCUCAGUCUUGGUGGAAAAUGUACUGAGAGAUAUGAAGGAUGGCAGGGAGCAUCUGAGUGGAGCACUGCUGCACGUCAUUAACUCGUGCGGGUGUCCGUGUCCGGUUGAAAAGACGGUUCACCUCUGCAACGCACUGCAGUUAUUCGGGGAUAUCCUGGCUGAUGACACAGCAUCUGUGGUGGUGUAUUUGAAUGAUUUCAAAGUGCUCAUCGAUCUUGUAAUUCGGGAGUGUACGGAUCUUCCACAGGAUGAUCGUACGCGUCUGGACUACCUGCUGUUGUUGGAACGCGUGUUAGACUCGCCAUUGUACCUGCAAGCACAAAUGUAUCGCAAACGAGAAUUGUUGAAAGUGUUGGAGUCGCUGCUGGACGCAGGAGCUGAAGAAGACUCGGUCUUGCCAAAAGAUGUUAUGGAUGCUAUAAAGCGGAUCAUUUUCCAGUACAUCGACUUUCUCGACUGA
Molecule: messenger RNA, 1044 nt
Organism: Peronospora matthiolae
Lineage: Eukaryota; Oomycota; Peronosporomycetes; Peronosporales; Peronosporaceae
Source: the annotation of a GenBank genome assembly